CUCUCUCUCUUUCUCUCUUUCUCUCUCUCUCUCUCUACACCACUCUCUUCCCAUAUAGCUCUUUCACUCUGCAGAUUCUCAAUUCUUCAACCUUCUCCGCCAAUCAAAAAGCACGCCCAUAUAUUAGGCUAAGAAAACUGUAAAUAUUUAUGUUCUCAGAUUAACUAAUAUUAAUUAUAUUACAUGUAAAGUAUCUAUUUUGUAUAUACCUUUGCAUUGUGUUAUGAAAUAUGUUGUUUAUAAAUGUAAUAUGAUGUCAUUUUUAAAUUGAUUGUAAAUUGUCAUGUAAUUCAGCUGUGGCUGCGAAAUGAUAAUAAUAAAACAAACUGAACUGAACUGAAGUAUGAUGCUGGGUUCUAUUCUGCAUGUACACCACAAUCAAUGCAUUCUACUUUUUGUAAAUUAUGAUGGCACACAUGAGUUGAUAUACACACUAUGAUCGUCUGAUUUCAAUGAAUAAUUGCAGCGCUCUGUCUAAUAUAAAUAUGCAAUUGGGAAUCUUUUGUUAAAGCUCAGCGGUGUAUGAUGUCUCCAUAUAUUAUUUUUCAUUGGUUCCAUUUUCUGUGGGGUAGUAAACAGAAUGCAGACUGUACUUCAAGUUCGAUGAUCAUAACUAGGCCAUAUUUCCUUGUUGAGUGUUGGGCGUAUACUAGACCUGAACUAUACCAGGGACGUGCAUGAACAGAUAUACUUCGUGAAACCUGGAGCACUUGUAUAAGAUGACGUCACCCUGGACUAAAAUGAGUCUCACUAUACUCAUCCUACUCACAGCUGGAGGAUUGCAUCUCAUCCAAGCAGAUGAGAUGUUUGUAUGUGACUACCUGGCCCGUGGUAUCUACAUGGCGUAUGUAGAUGGCGAUAGCAGCUUCGAAGACGCUAACUUCACACUACUCCCUCUCGAUAACGUUGAGACUCCCAUCGCUAUCCAAUAUGACUUACGAUCUCGUACCAUAUACUGGACUGAUGUUGCUCUGGAUGCCAUCUACCGAUCUAAUAUCGACGGGUCUGGUAAUGAGAAGAUCCUUUCUGAUCUUGGAUCCCCACAAGGAUUAGCUAUUGAUAUUGAAAAUGAUCGCCUGUACUGGACCGAUUCCGGUUUGGAUCUUGUGGAAUCCGCCAAUUUAGACGGUUCAAACCGUACGGUAAUUGCAGAUACCGAGCACGAUAAACCACGUGGAAUAGCAGUUUCGGUUACACAUGGACUCGUAUUCUGGAGCGACUGGGGGGAAGCACCUAAAAUUGAGAGAGCCAAUAUUGACGGGACGAACCGGUCAGUUAUUGUCAAUGCAAGCCUAACAUGGCCCAACGGAGUCACUAUUGAUAGCUCAGAGGAACGUUUGUACUGGUGUGAAGCGUACCUCGAUUUCAUAGAAUCGGUGCUAUUAGACGGGAGUGAUCGUAUACAACACGUCUAUACAUCAGCGAGUGUUAAUAUUAGUCCGUUUAGUAUAGCAGUCCGGGGAUCUGACGAUGAUAUCUAUGUCACUGAUACUAACUACAAAAAUAUUAUCGUACUCGAUCGGUCGGAAGGGGUAUUUGAAUUUGUUGGCUCUUUUCAAGCUCCAACUGGACUCGUGAUCAAUCAAGCUCGCAUCGCUGGUGUAUGUGGAGCAGAUGGAACCGAACCGUGUUUGAAUGGUGUAUGUAAGGACAACAAUGGUACGAUGGAGUGUCAGUGUUUUCCAGGCUAUACUGGAGCAACAUGUUCAGUAGAGCAGGACGAAUGCGCUUCUUCCCCAUGUACUACUGGGACAUGUGACAACCUGAUCAAUGCUUUCAUGUGUCGUUGCCCUUCUAGCCAUAUUGGGGUGAACUGCAACGAAGAGGUCAAUCAGUGCGAGGUGUCUCCAUGUAAAAACAGUGGAACGUGUAUCGACGAUGUCUACGACUACGAAUGCGUGUGCGUCGAUGGAUUUAUGGGAAAGGACUGUGAAACAUCUGAAGAUGAUUGUCUGAGUAACCCUUGUAAGGAAGGAGACUGUGUUGACGGGAUACGGGAAUACACAUGUGUCUGCACACCCGGAUAUACAGGAGUAGACUGUGAAGUUGAUAUCGACGAGUGUGCUAGUAGUCCAUGCCUAUUUGGAGGAAUAUGCAUAAAUGACAUUGUGAAUCAGUGGAGCUGUAAUUGUCCUCCAGGCUACACAGGAGAGAGAUGUUUAAACGAAUUGAAUGAGUGUUUGAGCAAUCCCUGCCAAAGCGAGCACGCUAUUUGUGAAGACAAAAUCGCCAGCUUCACCUGUCAUUGUUUCCCUGGUUAUAGUGGAGCCAACUGUGAAUUCAAUUAUGAAGAGUGCCUGAGUCAACCCUGUUACAAUGGAGGAACUUGUAAUGAUGGUAUCAAUUUCUUUACUUGUAGCUGUAUUGCCGGAUUCACCGGUUCCUAUUGCCAACAUGAAAUCGAUGAAUGCAGCAGUAAUCCAUGCCUUAAUGGAGGAUCAUGCACUGAUGCUGUGAAUAUGUUUACUUGUUCCUGUGUUUCUCGUUUCACCGGCGAACGCUGUGCUACAGACCUCGGUUUGUGUCGGUCGUUCCAUCCAUGUACCAACAAUGGCUUCUGUGUGGAUCAGGCGAAUUCAUAUAAAUGCAUCUGUGACACAGGAUACACUGGAGAUGUCUGUGAAACAAAUAUUGACGACUGUUCGAGUAACCCUUGUGAGAAUGGAGGGACAUGUAUCGAUCAUGUAGCUGCUCACUCGUGUAUAUGUCGAGAGGGAUUUGUAGAAACAAACUGUCAAACAAGAUCGAAGGAGUGUGCCAGUAAUCCCUGCAUCUAUGGUCGGUGUGUAGACGCUCAUAACAAGUACACGUGUGAAUGUGACGAUGGUUAUACAGGGUCUUCAUGCGAUACAGAAAUAGAUGAUUGUAGCAAUUCACCGUGCGGUGAUAAUGGCGUGUGUGUGGACAGGAUGAAUUCAUAUCAAUGUAUUUGCAUGACAGGCUAUUCUGGAAGCAAUUGUCAUAUCAAACUAAUGUGUUCACCCCCAAGUGAUCCACCAGAAGGAACAGAAUUCACCAAUCCGACAAAUCUAUACUUCUACGGUGACGUGUUGACUGUCUCAUGCCGUGAUUCGUCAGCUUCUACGUUGUGGAUCUGCCUUGGUACUAACACUUGGAACAAACACGAGCUAGUCUGUACAACAGACUCAUCAAAGCAGACUCUGGUAAUGAUUUCUGCAUUGCUUGGAGUUCUUCUCAUUGUCUUCAUCAUCACAUGUGCUUUAUUCAUAAUAUGUCGUCAACGGACUGGUUCUGCUAAGCUGAAUACGAACAACAGCUCCGUUCGAAUGACAGGAGGAGAGGUUCGUUUUGAAGAUGGUGGAAUCAGUAAUCCAAGCUUCGGGGAUUUCUCUACGGACACCAACUACAAUGAAGCAGAAACCUUGCCCAAAAAGGACGUUCUCAACGAAGAGGAUUUGGAUCUGAGCGUGGGUUCACCGGUCGCAUCCAAUGAUACUUAUUUGGGUACAUUGGAUGACGUGCCCCUCCACCCGCCUUCAUAUUCCGAAGCUUAGUGACCCCUUUAAAAUACCUACUUAUACGGACACAAAGUGACCCCUCCGACGACUUUCCUAUUCCGAAACUUAAUAACCUUUAUUAAAAACCUUCUUAUACCGACCGACACUUAGUGACCCCUUAAACCACCUUCCUAUUCCGAAGCUUAGUGACCCCUUCCAGAAAAUCUUCUUUUACCGACACUUAGUGACCCCUGCUAACCAUAUUCAUAUUCAGAAACUUAGUGACCCUUUCUAGAAAACCUUCUAACACCGACCGACACUUAGUGACCCCUCAAACCACCUUCCUAUUCCGAAGCUUAGUGACCCCUUCCAGAAAAUCUUCUUAUACCGACACUUAGUGGCCCCUGCUAACCAUAUUCAUAUUCAGAAACUUAGUGACCCUUUCUAGAAAACCUUCAAACACCGACCGACACUUAGUGACCCCUCAAACCACCUUCCUAUUCCGAAGCUUAGUGACCCCUUCCAGAAAAUCUUCUUAUACCGACACUUAGUGACCCCUGCUAACCAUCUUCAUAUUCAGAAACUUAGUGACCCUUUCUAGAAAACCUUCUAAUAUACCGACCGACACUUAGUGACCCCUGCAUGCCAACCAUUUUCCUAUUCAGAAACUUAGUGGCCCAUUCCAGAAAACUUCUUAACCGACAUUUAGUAACCCCGCCAACCAUCUUCCUAUUCAGAAACUUACGGACUCCUUCCAAAAACCUUUUUUUACUGACCGACACUAGGUGACCCUUCCUAUUUAGAAACUUAGUGACCACUUCCAAAACAACUUCUUAUACCGACACUUAGUGACCCCUUGAAACAAUUCCUAUUCAGAAAAUUAGUGGCCCCUGUCAACCACUUUCCUAUUCGGAAUCUUUAUUUAAAUUUGAAGAAAAUAAUGAAAGAUUUACUAUUGAACAACAAAAUAUUUACUCAGGAGCUCACCUCGAUUAGCAUGUUGAUAUUGUUAGCUAUAGUUACCAAAUAAUAUGAAUGUAUAUUGACUAAAAAUGAAGUUAUAUGUUGGUGAUUCGGUAAUAAAUUCAAACUUCAGAUACGUAGUUAUGUUUAAGUUGAGGAUCAGCUGAAGCUGAGUAGAAAGCGGUGAGUUUGAGAACAUGCAUUGAAUUUAAUUUAUCAAAACAUAUAGGCCUACAUGUAAAAAGAAAAACAUACAAUAGAAAAAAGAAUACAUUAAACAUACAAAAUAAAAAGCAAUUAUAUGGUCAGGACCACAAAGAAGCAGAUUGCUCAUAAAAACGCCACCACUUAACAAAAAUUAAAUACGAUUUAGUCACCAUACCCACUAAAACACACACACACACACACACACACACACACGCACAUACAAAUACUUCAUACACACAUACCUACACGAAAUACUGUAUUUACUUGCACGUGAAUCGAUAUAAGCUUUUUUGGCGUCCCUUAACGAAUAAUGCAUUAGAAAUAUAUAUUACGUUGAGAUAUAUUCGAUUUAUCAAAACUGUACAUUUUUGGGAUUACUUUGAAUUAAAAAAUGAUUUUUAUAUUGUGUGAUUUUGUUUUAUGUUGACCAAUAUGUAUAUAAUGCACGGUAAACAUUAUCAACACAUUCUUUGUACGGGAUAAAGGGAUUUCUCAAUAUCAUUGCUGAAAUAUAUUAAUUGUAAACUUAUAGUAAUUUUUUUACUGAGGAAUGAGGUUUAUAAUGGGUUUAUCAUAUAUUAAGAAUUGUUAUACGAAACCGCAAUAAUGUUAUAACCAAUUUAUAAUCGGAAUAAAGCCUUUAAAAGUCUUUUCAUUCUUCUGACGUCAAAGUCUUCUCUUUUUUUAAGUUUUGAAAUAGUACGUCCUUUCUAUUACGUUAUUCACCUGUAGACUUACAUUUAACUGUUUUGACUAUUCAUAUUUUAUCGAAGUUUGUUAAACCAAAAGGAUAGUGCAUUACUUUGCUUUAAAUUGUGUUUUUUAUGUUCAUUCUUACAAAUUGUUAUCCUCUGUCGAUGCAUUGUUGAAAUGAAGUAGUCACCUUAUAUAUCAAGUGAUUUCAAGAAAAACAA
Strongylocentrotus purpuratus (purple sea urchin) is the source of this 5542-nucleotide messenger RNA. RefSeq names its product neurogenic locus notch homolog protein 1-like. Gene Ontology annotation, biological process: Notch signaling pathway. The record is from RefSeq and is a predicted model, not a curated record. NCBI's taxonomy places the organism in Eukaryota, Metazoa, Echinodermata, Echinoidea, Camarodonta, Strongylocentrotidae. Gene Ontology annotation, molecular function: calcium ion binding; Notch binding. Bases 720 to 3515 code for a protein of 931 amino acids. The transcript has 22 exons.